AUGGUUUCAGCUAGUACAGUCAAACCUCCGUUCAAUGUCAAGGCAAAAUACGCUUGGUCUGGGGAAAGCAAGAGUGACUUAGGUUUUCUAGAAGGUGACAUUAUGGAAGUUACCAGAGUUACAGGUGACUGGUACUUUGGUAAACUUCUGAGGAAUAGGAAAUGUACCGGCUAUUUUCCCAACAAUUUCGUCACUGUAAUGGAAGAAACCUUAAGAAGAACAGCAAGUUCAAUGGAUACAAACAUCGAGCCUUCCUCUAAGAUGGGUCUUCCGCCAAUACCAAACAGAUCCAUGUUAAAGUCUAAACCUGAACGCCCGCAUGCAAAUAUUUCUUCCUCCAAAUCUACAUCAAAUAUUAGAAAUGAGAAAUUCAAUGACUACCAGCGACACUCAGUGGAGAAAAUGACCCGUAUGAAGAUGGAAUCAUAUAGAUGGAAUGUUACUGCAAGAGAAUCCAGUAAACCAAGACGUUCUUUAGACGAUGGUAUUGUUCCAUCCUUACCGCCACUGCCCACUACAUCCGCCGCCGCCACAAGAACUAGGCAUAAUCAUCCUGUAAAAUCUUUUUCAUCAAAUGACCUUGCUGUCUCCUCCAAUUACAAUGGUUCUAGGGAUGACUACAACUUCUAUAAACACAAUCAAAUGUUUUAUGAUGGUUACAUGCCUAGAUCCACACCUUCCUCAAAUACAAAUUCCAAUUCGUCUGCAAUAUUUUCAAAUUCAAAAUACUUGGAUAAUUCCCUCACUGACAGUGAAAAUAGUUUUGCAUUGAUGAGUGAUUUCAGUGCAACUAGUGCAGGUAGUUUUGCCAGACACAAGUGUGCGCAAUCAUUUGCUGAUUCAUUGGAAAGAUCACAAAACAAUUCAAUGCAUACAAAGUCACAGACGAAUAUCUCCUCCAUGAAUGGAAAAAUGGGAGGUUUAUUAAGAAAAAUAAUGCCAAAAUCAUACAAGUCCCCAGCCCCAACGUCCUACGAAACCGAGGAGCUCCCAAAGUUACCGGAACUGGAUAAUUUACAGAUUUCUAAAACUCAUAACGACGCUAAAGAUUGGCUGACUGUAAAGUCACACCUAAAUAGGUCAAGAACCCUAACAAAAUUUGAAAAGCAUCCCAGAUAUAUGAGAGUACUAGAAGAAAAUAGAGAUAUCGUUUUACAUCCACAAGACUCCAUUUAUAACGGUUUAAAUACCAAUGAAGGCCAACAUUCCGGACCACCAAAGGUUGACAUAGAAUUAUCUGAAUUGAACGUUGAAUACAUUGAUGACAUGACACGGAAGCGUUGUAGAAAGGAAAAUGGUUUGGGACUGGAUUCUUGGGCACAAGCUACUUUCUCAAAUAGGUAUGGUACCAGUAUUGAAAAAUUAAGAGGUAUUUAUAUUUUUUGUACUGAGAUGUUCAGAUUGAUUGAUGAUCAUGGUUCGUCAAAUUUCUCUCGAGAACCAAGAAACCUGAACAAAGUUUUAUUUCAGGAUUAUUGCACACCAUACGAAUUGACCUGGUUAUUCAAAAAAUUGGCAAAUUCGAUCGGUAUAACCUGUGAAAUUGUCAUUGGAUUUCUAAAGACCCCUUUUGCCAACAACUAUGACUUCAAAUAUAAUCACUGUUGGUUAAGAGUACUUGUCAAAAAUGAGUGGAGAUUUAUUGAUGUCAUCCUAGGUAAUACAACAAAUCCAAUACACGAAUUUGUAAGUAACGUAAAGAGAAAGCGGGCAGACAGCAGUUACUUUCUGGUAGAACCAUUAAAAUUUAUAUAUACGCACAUUCCACCAAGAGAAUUUGAGCAGCAUAUCAUACCAAGCAUUGAUCAAUUAUCUGCAUUAUAUUUACCACUAGUUUUCCCAUCUUUUUUCAGAAAUGAUUUAAAGUUGCAUAAUUAUAGCACUGCACUCUCCUAUUUAGAAGAUAGUGAAAUUUUCGAGUGUUCAUUAGAGUUGCCUAAUGACAUUGAGGUGUUUGCGUCUGUGGUGGUUCCAACUGAGAAUCAAAACAAUUCUCAAUAUAAUAAAAUGGAAUUGACGCUGACACAAAUCAAAAAGCAUAAAGUUGACUCCACUCGUAGGGUAGCAUUGAUUAAGGCUGUCCUACCGCCUGGUGCUUCAAAAGGUUCAUUGUACGUUCACUCUGGUUUAAGGGGAACACAAACAACACUUGCGAACGUGCAUCCGGUGUCGAUGUUAAUCCCACUAGAACAUAAAGGUACAACCAUGAACUAUGAAUUUGUUACUCGCGUACCAUCAGAAAACGUUCAAAAAAUAGAACUCUACAUUAAAGAACCCCAAAGUAAAUACUUAUUUGAAGGCAAUGAGUACACCUUUGAAAUUACAUCCAGCCCGUUUGAUGGUGUAAUGUAUAACAGAUCAUCCAAAACGCAAAAUAAGAGCCAGCGCAUAGCAAUAAAGUCACCGUCAGGUAAGGUGCACGAACUACGAAAGACUGAUCCCAGCUUCCCAUAUGGAGCGUCAAGUCUGGAUGUCACCAUCACCGAAAAAGGUGUUUGGACAGGCCUCGUAGUUGCAGACUCUGGAGCAGGCUGGUGUCCAUUUGCUGAAUGGCUUUGUAUAUAA
Kazachstania africana CBS 2517 is the source of this 2565-nucleotide messenger RNA. It is a transcript of the gene CYK3, whose product is annotated as Cyk3p. Bases 1 to 2565 code for a protein of 854 amino acids. The record is from RefSeq and is a predicted model, not a curated record. Gene Ontology annotation, molecular function: protein binding. The transcript has a single exon. NCBI's taxonomy places the organism in Eukaryota, Fungi, Ascomycota, Saccharomycetes, Saccharomycetales, Saccharomycetaceae.